Molecule: messenger RNA, 438 nt
Organism: Leptosia nina
Lineage: Eukaryota; Metazoa; Arthropoda; Insecta; Lepidoptera; Pieridae
Source: the annotation of a GenBank genome assembly
AUGUCCGUCUCGAAGAUUCCUGUUGUUGUAGAAACUCUUUUACGCGAGAUUGAAGAAAGAAUACGGCAUUUAAAAACUAAACAAUUUACAGAUGAGGAACUAUUGUUACUGCAUUCAGCAUUUGGAGCAGUAUUACAGCGAGCCUUUGAAGUGUUAGAAAAGUAUCCUACCUUAGAAAUAUAUUCCACAGCAAACAACACGAGGAUUCUAAUAGAAAUCAAAGGAGAUAACGACAGAUGCUACCGAGUUUUUCCUAGAAUAAAUUUCUGCCCAUGCCAAGCAUUUAAGCAUCAAGUUCUAGGGAAAAAAGCACAAGUGACAUGCAAACAUGUAUUAGCUGCUCGAAUUGCUUUGAUAUUGGAUAAAAUUGUUGAGAACAAAAUCACCCAGGACCAAUAUUUGAUGUUAUUGCAGUCCAUGUUUGAAAGUGAAGAUUAA